Messenger RNA from Nicotiana attenuata, 346 nucleotides. RefSeq lists its product as uncharacterized. The annotation marks the transcript as partial. The record is from RefSeq and is a predicted model, not a curated record. The transcript has a single exon. Lineage: Eukaryota; Viridiplantae; Streptophyta; Magnoliopsida; Solanales; Solanaceae.
AUGGCAGCUCAUGGGAAGCUAUACACAAGGGAUAGACUGCAAAGCUGGGGAAUGCAGGUGGAUCAAGAAUGUGUCCUAUGCAAGCAAGCUAAUGAAUCCAUACAACACUUGUUCUUUGAAUGCACAUAUGCAAAGGCACUGUGGAGCACAGUGUUAGCAUGGCAAGGGAUAAAGAGACCAGUAAAUGGCUGGAAUGAGGAACUACGAUGGGCUGAGAUGCAGACUAAGAGGAAAACAGCUGCUGCUGAGUUAUACAAAAUGGCAAUAGCAGCAACAGUGUAUCACGUGUGGCAAGAAAGGAAUGCUCGAACUUUUCAAGCUAAGGCGAAAGGCUGGGAAGCAAUAU